Molecule: messenger RNA, 3342 nt
Organism: Cyprinodon variegatus (sheepshead minnow)
Lineage: Eukaryota; Metazoa; Chordata; Actinopteri; Cyprinodontiformes; Cyprinodontidae
Product: volume-regulated anion channel subunit LRRC8C-like
Exons: 3
Coding region: 103-2529 (808 amino acids)
Molecular function (GO): protein binding
Source: RefSeq, a predicted model, not a curated record
GCUUCACACCGGUGCGCUCCUUCAAGGUGAUGAGAAAAAAAGCAAGUUGUCAGGUUAUCAGUGGACAGCCACGGCUUCUGUCGGGACGCAGAGCGCGGCAGCAUGAUCCCAGUGGGUGAAUUCAAAAACUUUGGGAUCGAUUCAAACUCCCAGUUCCGGGUCCUGAAACCAUGGUGGGAUGUUUUGUCGGAGUACCUCUGCAUUGCGAUGCUCAUGAUUGGUGUAUUUGGCUGCACCCUGCAGCUCACCCAAGACAAGAUUGCAUGUCUGCCCAGCCAUAUCACCAGCCCUGUGAAAGACGCAAUAAACUGCAGCUACAUCACUGACCAUGAACCCAACAAGACGUCAGACAGAACGCUAGCCAAGUCUGUCAGCCCCAUCGUAAAGGAGGUGUUUGGUCGCAAGAAUAACCUGGACAUUCACCAAUACUUAUUUGUCAACCACUAUUGCUACGAGCGGUUUGUGCACUGGUAUGCUAAGUACUUUCCGUACCUUGUGGUGAUCCACACUAUGAUCUUCAUGAUAGCGAGUAGCUUCUGGUUCAAAUUCCCUGGGACAUCAUCUAAAAUAGACCUUUUUGUCAACAUUUUGGGGAAGUGCUUUGACUCACCCUGGACCACAAGGGCCUUGAGUGAGGUUUCAGAGGAGAGAGGAGAGGAGAAGCUGGUGAGUUUGAGGAGGAACACCAUGUCGAAAGAUUUUAAGGACCGGGCAGAUGAAGAGGAGACCAUAGGGCUUAUUCGCUCCGCCUCUGUAAAGUCUAAUCCUGAAAAGAAAACUCCGGAGCCUCAGUCUACGCCUUCUGUGUUGGACAAAAAGGAGGGAGAGCAGGCCAAAGCUCUUUUUGAAAAGGUCAAGAAGUUUCGAACUCAUGUAGAGGAGGCAGAUAUCUUGUACCUUAUGUAUGUACUACAAACCUCUCUCAAAGUCUUCAAGUUCCUCAUAAUCAUCAUUUAUACUGCAGUGCUAGUAUCAAACAUUGAAAUUGUUGUGCGCUGUGAUGUCCCUCCUGACCUGACUGGCUUUGACAUCUAUUGCUGCAACCACACCAAAGCCCAUCUUUUCUCCAAGCUUGCUUACUGCUACAUCUGCUUUGUAGGAGUGUAUGGACUCAUGUGCAUCUACACCCUCUACUGGGUGUUCCACCGACCUCUGAAGGAGUACUCCUUUGAGUAUGUCCGACUGGAGACGGGUAUCAACGACAUACCAGAUGUAAAGAACGACUUUGCUUUCCUGCUUCACCUUGUGGACCAGUAUGAUGCUCUUUAUCCUAAAAGGUUUGCAGUUUUUCUGUCUGAGGUCAGUGAGAGCCACCUUCACCAGCUCAACCUUAACUAUGAAUGGACCAACAAAAAGCUGCGCACUCACCUGACCAAGAACUCCAACGAUAAAUUAGAGCUCUAUCUUUUAGGGCUGCCAGGGCUGCCGGACACCAUAUUUGAGAUUACAGAAAUUGAAUCACUCAAGCUGGAGCAAGUUAAAAAUGCCACCAUUCCGGCUUCUGUGGCGAAGCUGGAAUCUUUGCAGCAGUUGUCCUUGAUCUACUGUCCCGCAAAGAUGCAACUGCCUGCCGUAAACCACCUCAAAGAGCGAUUAAAGGUUUUACGUCUGACUUUUGAGACUUCAGAGGAGAUCCCUUUGUGGAUGUAUUCUCUUCAUUCUCUGGAGGAGUUAUAUCUUACUGGUCCUUUGAUCAGUGAGGUGUCCAAAAGCGGUACCCUAGAAUCCCUGCGAUCUCUAAGUUCUUUAAGGCUCCUCAGUCUACGGUCCAACCUUAGAAAGAUACCACCCAGUAUCGUGGAUCUGGCAGCACAGUUAGAGAGGUUGUGCAUCCACAAUGAAGGGGUCAAGCUCCAGGCUUUUAGCAGCCUGAAGAAGUUAACAAACCUAGUUUCAUUAGAGCUGUCAGGUUGUGACCUUGAACGCAUCCCAAGUGCUGUUUUCAGCCUCAACAACUUGCAGGAGCUGGACCUGAAGGACAACAAGCUCACCACUGUGGAAGAGAUCCUGAGUCUGCAGCACUGUCGGCGUUUGGUGACUCUCCGUCUGUGGCACAAUAAAAUAUCCUACAUUCCUGAACAUAUCACUAAGCUGCGCACACUGGAGACGCUGGACAUAAGCUGGAAUAAGCUGAAAAAGCUUCCGUCUCGGCUGUUUUACUGCACCAAACUAAGGCACCUCGAUGUCUCUCACAAUCAGAUCACAUAUCUUCCUCCAGAAGUGAGCAUCCUGCAGGGUCUUCAGUUCUUCUCUGCUGCCUUCAACUCCCUAGAGGCUCUGCCAGAGGAGCUGUAUUCCUGUAAACAUUUAAAGACACUGGUUCUCUGUAACAAUUGCCUUUCAUCUCUUAGCUCCAGAGUGGAAAAUUUAGCCCAGCUGGUGCGGCUGGAUAUUAAGGGAAACCGCCUAGAGUCUCUACCAGUGGAGAUAGGGGACUGUCCUCUGCUGAGACGCAGUGGAUUGAUAGUAGAGGACAGCCUGUUUGACCUGUUGCCUUCAGACAUACGAAACAAGCUGAGUCAAGGCUGAAACUGAAAGCUUGGGACAGUCACAGACUUGGACAUUAAUAAUUGGCCAGUUUGCUUCUUCAGUCAGUUGUAGAAAAAAAACACUUUAAAUUGUCUUGAACUUUUAUUAAAGAUCUUGUUUUUAAGAACCUGUUUUUUGGUCAUGGAUGGGGGGGUCAAGAUAAAAUGUCUGAAGACAGGAUUCCCCUUCAUACAUACACAAUCCAAGGAUCCAGCACUGCAGCCGGUUUAACUGUUGCGGGCGAGUAUUUUAACACAGAUCCAUGUUGUUUUUGUCUUAGUAUGUUUGUGCCGUUUUCCUGUAAAACAGGUUUUGUAUAGCCUGGUGAGGUGUGUCCCAACCAUGUUGAGUCAUGAGCUCUCCUUUAGGUUUAAAAAGAAUAGAAGAAAAACACCUUUUUAGAUGGUCAUCAACACUAAGUAAACAUUUACAUUUUGUAUGUUAUUUCUUGAAGUUUUAGUAUCAAUACAGCAUUGCAAUUGUUUUACCAAACUGAAAGGAAAAGCAUGCCUCUUGAGUGACUGCAUAAAAUGACUGCUCAGUUAAAUUCUUGCUCCUUUUAUUUAUCUGGAGGGUAUAAAACAAAAUUGAAUUCUUUUGUGCCUUCAACUGUAAUGCAGUCAUGCUCUGCAAGCCAGAACAUGACUACAAAACAGGAUCCUAGGAGUAGAAUGAACAUGCAUACCUCUGCUGUUAAAGCUACAAUGACCUUCUCUGUGUAUAUCGUACUAUGUUACAGAUCAGGAUUCAGGUUAACUUAAGGAAGGUCUUGAAGUGGCUCAAACAAAAUUAGCUGCAGGUUCUAUGCCUUCA